This is a messenger RNA of Chlorella variabilis, 3294 nucleotides long. RefSeq lists its product as hypothetical. The record is from RefSeq and is a predicted model, not a curated record. Gene Ontology annotation, molecular function: nucleosome binding; ubiquitin-protein transferase activity. Gene Ontology annotation, cellular component: site of double-strand break; nucleus. Bases 1 to 3294 code for a protein of 1097 amino acids. The transcript is spliced from 13 exons. Lineage: Eukaryota; Viridiplantae; Chlorophyta; Trebouxiophyceae; Chlorellales; Chlorellaceae. Gene Ontology annotation, biological process: double-strand break repair.
AUGGAGAACGCCGACUCGAAUAGCGCGCAGCAAGCGCGGGGCUGCGGCCUGCCCGAGGGCCUGCUUGCCAAGGUGCGGGAGGAGCUGACAUGCGUCAUUUGCUACGAAGUCUCCGUGCGCCCCAGCACACUGCCCUGCGGUCACACCGCCUGCCGCGGCUGCUUCAAUCGGGCGCUGGCGGCGGCCGCAUCCCAGCCAAAGUGCCCGUCGUGCCGCGCCCCGCUGCCCAUCGGCAUGCCGGCGCUGGCGCUCAACACCACCCUGAAGUCCCUGGCAGAGCUGCUGCUGCCCGACGAGUGCGUGCAGCGCGGCAGCGCCACAUCCACACCACCCGAGGCGCCGCGCCCCGCCGUGCUGGAGCAGCGCGUCGUGCUGCGCAGCGGCGCCGGCGGCCGCGCCGUGUCGCUGCAUUCCUCCCAUGAGCUCAACCGCCAGGAGCGCAGCUCCGCUGGGGCGGGGCUUCAGGCGCUGCUGACGGUGAUGGAGGAUCGGUGGCCCGAGGCGCGGCAGCAAGGCACCCGCGCGGCCGCGGAGGGCCAGCAGGCCAGCAGGCAGGGCAUGGCCGCGCGCCUGGUCCCCGGCGCCGACGCGCCGGCAGCGCCAGCUGGUGCUGCCGCCCUGCCGCGGUGGCGCAGCCCCGCUGCCCGUGUGCCGCCCGCCCCCGCUGCCCAGACAGAGCAGCAGCUGCGCUGGCCGAGCGCCUUUUCCCGCGUGCCCGACCACACGCCCCAGCAGCGCCUGGCCGGGGCAGAUGCUCCCACGCUGAUGAUGCGCGUGCUGGAUCGCGUGAAUCGGGAGCUGAGUGGCAUGCUGUCCCUGGUGCCGGAAAUGGAGGGGCAGGUCCGGCAGGCCCAACAGAACCAGUCGGAUCUGGAUCGCCUCCUUCAACGGCUGGAGAGCUUGCACCAGCGCUUCCCCACACCUUCCAACAACCGCCGGCAGGCUGCCGCAGCCGGCGCGGCACAGCCGCCCGCGCCGCCGCCAGCCAGCGGCCUGGGUGCCUCCCCGCGCACUUCGCCCAGCAGCCACAUGCGCACCGCGGCUGUGCCAGAGAUGCGGAAUGAGAUGACCUGGGGCCAGGACGGCAUCGACACCACGCUGACGCCAGAACAGCGCUACGCUCUGGCAGUGCGGGUGGCCCACUCCACCGCCCCCGGCCAGGCCCUGCUGGCUGUGCGCUACAUCGGUUCUGUGUACGAGGCAGUGGGCGAUGGCGGCGAAGCCCCCACCGCGCUGGAUACUACUGCCUCUGACCUCUACGCUGCGCUGGCGCACCAGCUCAGCCGCCACAUGGCCGGCGCCGAGGCCGCCCUCGGGCGCACCACCAGCACAGCCAGCACCGCGCCGGCGGCUGCCGCGACCCCUGCCAGCGCCGCGGCGGCAGGCCCACCUUCCUCCCACACCAGCGAGGCAUCUGCGACAGCUGCUUCCGCACCGCCAGCAUCCCUCACAGCCGUGGCUGGUGCCACCGAGGUGGAGCCCGGUGUGCCUCCCACCCAGCCAGCUGCUGGCGCCGCCGCAGCUGACUCCGUGCUGCUGUCCACCCAGACCUUUGUGGCUGCCGCUCUGGAUACUCUGCUGGCGGGGCUGCACCUGCCCCACGUGUCUUCCCAGCUGAGCCAGGCCGCCAUCCAUGAGUGCCUGGCCAGCAGCCUGUGCGUGCUGGCCAACGCGGCGCUGCUGCCUGUCAACGGCUCGGCGCAGGUGCAGCGCUCGCUGAGCAAACUGCUCGACAUGCUGGUGUGCAGCCCCGGCGCCCCUGCUGUGAUGGGUGCACUGCUGUCCCUGCUGCGCGCUCCCUUCACCACAGCACAGCUGCGCGGCACCGCGCCGCCCGCCAUGCCCGCCGGCCGCGCCAUGUUCAUGCACCACCUCUCCAGGACGCUCAUCAAGUCCACUCUGCUCUUCCGCCGCCGGGCAGAGGGCGCCGACUUGGGCGCCGUGCUUCAGUCCCUGCACCUGCUGCUGAGUGACCAGCGCCACCCCGACAGCCCCACGGCCCAGCAGCAGGAGAGCGCAGCCAAGCGCUUCAUCUCUGCUGUCUGUGCGGCGGUGCAGGAGGAGGGCAUCACCCCACACCUCGCCCUGCUGCCAGCCAUCAGCCCCGUGCGCAGCAUCGUGGCGGAGUGCAUUGCGGCCCUGGACGGGCCCGAGCCGGUGAGCCCGUUCAUCCUCAGUGCCCUGCACACCCCUCAGCCGCCCGUGCCAGCCCUGGCCCCGAUGCCUGUGCCCCAGUCUCCAACCAGCCUGGCACCAGGGGCUCUGGCCGGCCUGAUAGCUCCCCUGUCCCACUUCUGCACCGAGCUUACGGCCGCCGCUUCCACGGCGGCCCCCCUACCAUCUUCACACACCAUUUGCCUUGGGAGCGCCAUGAUGGUCGAUACACUGCUGUUGACUCUGAUUCAGGCUGCAGUCAGCGGGCAGAUUCGGCUGUCAGAGGCAGACGCGCUGCGGCUGGGGUCUAUAGGCAGCAUCCCGCUGCAGACGCACCUGGCACUGUUGCAUGACAUGGCGCUGCGGAGCUCAGACUUGGAUUCUUCUUGGAAUCACUUUACGUAUUGCUGCCAGAUAGUGUCUACGCUGCUGCGUUUUACAACCACGCCAGGCAUGUUCCCGCCGCGCGUGCUGGCAGCGCUGAGGGCCACAACCCUGCGGCCACCCAUACUGCUGGGCUGGCUACAGAAGAGCACGGCCAUUGCUGCAGAGCUGCUGCGGCAGGGCGGACCCAGCCACGUUCCUGUCAACCUCUUUGACGUCUGGACAGACGUGCUGCACCCUGAGAACAAGGUCCGCGAGCUGCUGGAGUGCCAGCAGCUUGCGCCACUGCACUCGUCCAUUGUGCGGCUGCUGGUGAGCUGCUUGGCUGCUGUGGACCAAGACAGCGUGCAAGCCGAUCCGUCCAAGGCCGUCGUAUGCCUGCAGCUGCUAGGGCUGGCCGACCUUUAUCAUGGCCGCCACACACACGAGCUCGACACCGGUGGCGCAGCGCUGCACGCGACGGCGCACGUGAUGCGCAGCCUGGCAGCUGCUGAUGCGGCGCUGGCUACAGCGGCCAGCGUUGGGCUGUUUCUGUGGGGGCUCAACUCCCUAGCAGUGCUCCUCAGUGACAUUGGCGAGCUGGGGGAUAGUCCAACGCAGGCAACGGUGCAGGCACGCGAGCGACUGAUUAUCGCUGCCACAACGCAGCUGGGCGACGGCACGCUGCAGGCCAUCCUGCAGCUGCUGGCAUCGGUGGCGGCUGCUGCACCUGGCACCUCGCCUGCGGGCCAGCUGCAGCCAGCUGCAGCAUCAUAA